CAUGGCUCCCCAAGACCUGUUGAAGGAGAUGGGGAAAUCUAAUUUGCACGUGGGGGUGGGAUGUGACUUAGAGGGUUACUAAGACAGCCGUGGUCUGUGUGCGGGAAAGGCACCGUGCGCACCCGGAAACACAGUGCAGAUACCUGGCAGCAAUGAUAUUUUUCAAACGACAUUUUGAUUGAGAUUUAAAAAGCAAUGGAUGUAAAACUCUGAGAUCAAAUCACCACAAGCAAACUUUUCAAGGGAACGGUCCAGAACCCAAUUCAUGCUCUCAGGAGGGAAAGUGGUGGAGCAGUUUCUCUGGAGAACACUCGUUGGGUACGGGGAUGGUUGGAAGUCCUGUCCUCUACCCCCAAGCCCAGUGAGGGAUCUUCAAAGGGACCCUUCUUCAGAGAGCUUGCUGUAUCUCCUGCAGAUGGGCCAAUGGUGGCCUGAGGCGAGUGGAUUGGCUGCUUUGAUGGCAGAGCCAGGGGAGGUGGCUGCAUUGGGUCUGCCUGUCUCCCAGAGUUUGCAGGGACCAAGAAUGGGUCUGCCUCCUGAGCCAGCAGAAUGACAGAGUCAGCAAGGAAUUGUCAGAGCCUGCCUAAGAGAGUCAACAGCAUGGAGAGGGGAAUGAUUCCCACAGUGAGUACAUGUGAAAGGAAUGGUGGAAGAAAAAAAACAAAUGAAGUUGCAUUUGAUUACUUUUCGAGCUGUGCUUGUUCAAAACAAUUUGAGAAAAGACCAUGGGCGUAGGUGGAAGCUGUCCAGCUCGGGGACUCUCAGAUGCCUUCACUCUCUGCAUGGGCUGCAUGGCCUCCAGCCCUCUGCACACGACUGGCCCUCCGCGCAGCGCCGUGGAGCUACGGGCCUCAAAUCCAAGUAAAUGAAGAAACUCUGGGGACAGCAUGUGACCCCUCCUGGUGACACUUGAGCAGUAAGAAGUGCAAGACAGCCUAGGCAGGUCUAUAUUUGGGCUUUCACACAUGGCAGGCCUGUUGCUAUUUGCAGCGGGAGCCGGCUCAUGUUACCAUCACCUUCCGCGCCCCAGGGGCAGAGCCCCUGCUGUAAGCCAGGCAGGGGCAGCCUUUGGGCCUCGCACAGGUAGCCCGGAAGGAAAUCCUCUGUUUCCUAGCCCUUCUCCAGAGGCCUCGGAGGUAAAAGAAGAACCUGUGGACCCUUAAAUCAGCAGGCCCCGGGACGCCCACUAGGAGCCGCGGGGCAGGAGCCUCGCAGGUGCAGAGGCGCCAUGGAGGGGGAGGCUGCGGGGGCUUCCCCGGACUUCCACUUCUACCCCAUGGAUCUGUAUGACUCCGAAGACCGGCUGCACCUCUUCCCAGAAGAACCCACGCGGACGGGAAGAGAAGUCCACGCCGAAAUGGCCGGCGAGCCCGGGGGGGCAGCACCAGGUAAGGCCCAGAGAGACCUGGAGGAGGAUGUGGAUGAGCUUGUCCAUUCGUCCGCACUCGGAGGUGCUGGCGAGUGGGGCGCCGAGCUCGCCGACGGAAGCGCGUCCCACAUGGAGGUUUUGGACCAUCGGCUGCACGGGGUGCAGAGGGACUGGCGACUGGGGGCGGAGGCCGAGGCCGGGGACCGUGUCUUUGCGGGCUGGGGCGCCGCGGGCUCCAGCCGGGACCUGCGAGAAGCCUACAGGUACGCACACGGCCGAGCCAGCGAGGAGUACGAGUGCUACGUCAUCCCCGAGGAGGACGAAGACGAAGCCGCCCUGGUCUUCUGCGUCACCUGCAGAGCUCCGGUAAGGGCGGUGGAGGUUUCGGACGAACACAGACAGCAUGAGGUGACCCCGCUCAGCAAGGCGCUGGAGAGCGCCAAGGAUGAAAUUCACAAAAACAUGUUCAAAUUGGAAAAGCAGAUUAUCCAGAUGGAGAAUUUUGCAAAUCACUUGGAGGAGGUUUUCAUCACGGUGGAGGAGAACUUCGGAAGACAAGAACAAAACUUUGAGUCACAUUACAACGAGAUCUUGGAAACCCUCGCUCAAAAGUAUGAAGAAAAAAUACAAGCUCUAGGGGAGAAAAAGAGAGCGAAGUUGGAAGCCUUGUACGGACAGCUGGUCAGCUGUGGGGAAAACCUCGACACCUGUAAGGAACUCAUGGAAACCAUAGAGGAGAUGUGCCAUGAGGAGAAGGUUGACUUCAUCAAGGAUGCUGUGGCCAUGGCUGACAGACUUGGAAGAUUCCUGAAUACAGAAACAGACGUGGAGAUCUCUACACAGCCUGACUUUGAAGACCAGACUCUGGACUUCUCUGACGUGGAGGAGCUCAUGGGCUCCAUUAACACCAUCCCAGCUCCUUCUGCUCCAGUGAUAAACCCACAGGCCCCCAACUCUGCCACGGGGUCCUCCGUCCGAGUGUGCUGGAGCCUAUAUUCUGAUGACACCGUGGAGAGCUAUCAGCUGUCCUACCGGCCAGUGCAGGACAGCUCGCCUGGGAAGGACCAAGCAGAGUUUACAAUGACUGUCAAAGAAACCUACUGCUCAGUGACAAAUCUUGUGCCAAAUACCCAGUAUGAAUUUUGGGUCACAGCUCAGAACAGGGCGGGCACCAGCCCCGCCAGUGAGCGUGCGGUGUACAUGACAGCGCCUUCCCCUCCCAUCAUAAAAAGCAAAGAGAUACGGAGCUGCGAAGAGGCUGCGCUCAUCUGCUGGGAGUCUGGAAACCUGAAUCCCGUGGACUCGUACACGGUGGAGCUGACCCAGGCGGAAACACCUGAAGCAUCGGGCGUAACCGAGUCGGUUGUGGGCAUCCCAUCCUGUGAGUGCCUGGUGCAGCUGCAGCCCAGGCAGACCUACACAAUCUACGUACGAGCCCUCAACGUGGGGGGCCCCAGUGCAAGGAGCGAGCCCGUGACAGUGCACACCACAGGCAGCUGCUUUCCCCUGAACCAGCACACCUGCCCUCCCUGGCUGACCAUUUCUGAAGACGGGUUUACGGUCAUGCGAAGCGAAAGGAAAACCCCCGCGAAGGAGCCGCUUCCUGGCAACACCCAGUUUACCAGGUGUGUUGCCGUCAUGGGGAACCUAAUUCCAAUCCGAGGGCGCCACUACUGGGAGGUGGAGGUGGACGAGCGUGCCGACUAUAUGGUGGGUGUGGCCUUUGAAGAUGUCCCUAAACAGGAGGACCUGGGAGCAAACUGCCUAUCUUGGUGCAUGAGGCACAGAUUUGCAUCAUCGAGGCAUAAGUAUGAGUUCCUGCACAACGAGACGACUCCAGAUAUAAGAAUAACAGUGUCCCCAAGGAAGAUUGGUGUUCUAUUAGACUAUGAAAAUUCAAAAUUGUCAUUUUUCAACGUGGACAUUUCUCAGCACCUUUACACGUUCAGCUGUCAGCUCCACGGAUUUGUGCAUCCCUGUUUUUCUUUGGAAAAGCCUGGCUGUCUGAAGAUACGGAAUGGCAUUGCAAUGCCAAAGCACGUCUCUUUCUAUUAGACCAUUCCGAUGCCCGGCUUCCUCUC
Zalophus californianus (California sea lion) is the source of this 3450-nucleotide messenger RNA. RefSeq names its product fibronectin type III and SPRY domain containing 2 (gene FSD2). Bases 1229 to 3424 code for a protein of 731 amino acids. The record is from RefSeq and is a predicted model, not a curated record. Gene Ontology annotation, molecular function: protein binding. Lineage: Eukaryota; Metazoa; Chordata; Mammalia; Carnivora; Otariidae. The transcript is spliced from 15 exons.